Messenger RNA from Gymnodraco acuticeps, 3810 nucleotides. RefSeq lists its product as uncharacterized. Lineage: Eukaryota; Metazoa; Chordata; Actinopteri; Perciformes; Bathydraconidae. The coding region runs from base 20 to 3313 and encodes 1097 amino acids. The record is from RefSeq and is a predicted model, not a curated record. The transcript is spliced from 14 exons.
UGAGAGGACACCCAGGAAGAUGGCUUCUCUCACUCUGUAUCUGCUGCAGGUGCUGCUGCUGCUCGUGGUUUCUGCUGCCGCCUGGAACCUGGACUCAAACUACUUAAGCUUCUAUGGUGGAUCAAUGAGCUUCACGCCUAAAGGACAGAAUUCAGAUGGGACGUAUAAGCUGGAACUCCGCAACAAACAGUCAACAUACAUGUGUAACCCCUACUCUGACUACUUCUGUGGUAUUGGUGGCUGUGGAUCUAUCACCAAUAGCAGUGUCCAACAUAACAAUAUGAGUUCCCAUGGUAUUAACUGGUGCACAGCCGACAUAAAGAAAGAACUAAAACUCCACAGCAACACCCCCUUCGAGAUCAGAUUCCCAGGUCGGGUCAUUCCUUCACUUGGUCUGGGCCACUGGGCGACGGACACGAUGAACACAUGGAAAAUGAUGGGCCAUGUGGAUCUGGGAUCCCGGUCUGAUACUGGAGAAUCAAACAGAAUGCCUGUCACUACCAUGCUGCCUCUUCUCAGAGUAUCCAAGAGCUGCCCACGAUCCUUCAAAAUCCCAACGUUUGACCAUGAUGGUGACAACGUCAGAUGCAGGGUACCAACAAUGUCAAAUGGAUAUGAGUGUGGGAUAUGUCGCCUGCCUCAAGGUUUCUCUUUCGAUAUGAAUUCCUGCACCCUGCAGUAUACAUACAGUUCUCAAACUGGAAACCAACCCAUUGAGCUUGUUGUGGAGGACUUUCCCAACAGCCCCAUUCAGCUGCACUACUCUGAUGGAACCUACACAGAUAAGCUCCCCUUUACAAUGAGGAGGGAUAAACGCCAGUACUAUGACCACUACUACGGAACAACAACAGCAGCUCCAACAACAGCUCAACCAACAACAGUUGCACCAACAACAGCUGCUCCAACAACAGUUGCACCAACAACAGUUGCACCAACAACAGCUGCACCAACAACAGCUGCUCCAACAACAGCUGCACCAACAACAGCUGCACCAACAACAGUUGCACCAACAACAGUUGCACCAACAACAGUUGCACCAACAACAGCUGCUCCAACAACAGUUGCACCAACAACAGUUGCCUCCAACAACAGUUGCUCCAACAACAGCUGCUCCAACAACAGUUGCUCCAACAACAGUUGCUCCAACAACAGCUCAACCAACAACAGCUCAACCAACAACAGCUCAACCAACAACAGUUGCACCAACAACAGUUGCACCAACAACAGUUGCACCAACAACAGUUGCACCAACAACAGUUGCACCAACAACAGCUGCUCCAACAACAGCUCCAACAACAGCUCAACCAACAACAGCUCAACCAACAACAGUUGCACCAACAACAGUUGCACCAACAACAGCUGCUCCAACAACAGUUGCUCCAACAGCAGCUCAACCAACAACAGUUGCACCAACAACAGUUGCUCCAACAACAGUUGCACCACAACAGUUGCACACCAACAACAGUUGCACCAACAACAGUUGCACCAACAACAGUUGCUCCAACAACAGUUGCUCCAACAACAGUUGCACCAACAACAGUUGCUCCAACAACAGUUGCUCCAACAACAGUUGCACCAACAACAGUUGCACCAACAACAGUUGCACCAACAACAGCUGCUCCAACAACAGUUGCUCCAACAGCAGCUCAACCAACAACAGUUGCACCAACAACAGCUGCUCCAACAACAGUUGCACCAACAACAGCUGCCCAACAACACCUUGCACCAACAACAGCUUUGCAUCCAACAACAGCUUGCUCCAACAACAGUUGCACCAACAACAGCUUUGCAUCCAACAACAGCUGCACCAACAACAGCUGCUCCAACAACAGUUGCACCAACAACAGCUGCUCCAACAACAGCUGCUCCAACAACAGCUGCUCCAACAACAGCUGCACCAACAACAACAGCUGAUCCUUACAGAAGGACAAUUGCUGCUUUGAGCAAGCUUUCUCUGCUGUUUAGUGUUCAAGUGGACUCAUACUCUCCCCCUUCAUGCCUUGAUGGUGAUUACUUUCCCAUUUUCUUGGCGCCAACUCCGAGCAAUGGGGUGGAUCUUCCUGCGUUUGUUAACCAAACCCUCAACAUCAAAGUCAAAUCCAGAGCCCAAUAUUCCACGAUUCAUAACUUGAUUGUUACUGGACCAAUGGGCAUUUCGAAAGAGAAUAUCUCCGCAGAAGAAUAUAUCAUAAAAUGGACACCAACUGAAAAUGAACUGAACGAACAUUUUCCUAUUUGCUUUGUUUCUGAAGCAAUUGACGAAUGGGGCCGAGUCUUUCAAUCCGAGCUACGCUGUGUCAUUGUAGAUGUCGGACACUAUGAGACCAAAGUGACAUGCAGUGAAACAACAAUGACGGUGGAAGUGGAGAAGUCCUACCUUAUCAGACACCAUGAGGACAACUUGCAUCUGAAAGCCUUGGGCGAUUCUUCCUGCGACCUGUCAACGCGCUCCAACGCGACCCACCUGGUGGCGGUCAUGUCGCUAAAUGCAUGUGGAACCUUUGUAGAGGAGAAAGACGACAACAUCAUCUUCAAGAACGAGAUCACAUCUGCUAACCCGCUAGAUAUAAUUACCAGGCAGCACGACGUUGAGAUCGUCUUCUUCUGCUGCUAUCCAAAGCAAACCAACUUGACCCUGGGAUUCACGCACAAAAACCCGUACGCCUUCCAAGAUAAGGGAUUCGGUGCAUUCACAUUCCAGUUUGAAUUUUUUGAAACCCAGCGUUUCCAAAAACAAGUUGACUCCAACGUUUACCCAGUGGAGGUGUACCUCAAACAGAGGAUGUUCAUGCAGAUCGAAGCGACCACCUCCAUCCCCAACACUGAGCUGUUUGUGGAGACCUGCAAGGCGUCUCCAUAUGACAACACCAACUCUCAAAUCAGCUACACCAUCAUCGAAAACGGGUGCAUGAGGGACGACACGGUUACAAUCUACCCUAGCCCCAAGACUCACUUCAGAUUUGGAAUGGAGGCUUUUGAGUUCAUCGGUGCUCAUGAAUCGGUGUACAUCACUUGCACCGUCAUCCUGUGUCAGACUGGCGUUCCAGGGACCAGGUGCUCUCAGGGAUGUAUCCAAUCCAACUCAGGCAGAAGAAGAAGGGAAGCUGGGGCCGAGUCCUCCAGCCACUCCAUUUCCCAGGGACCUUUGCGCCUGGCUAACAUUUCAGACAGCAAAUUAUCUGGUCCGAGCAUGAGUCUUGGCAUGAACAUCCUCCUUGUUGCCGGCUGCUUCCUGGUAUGCGGAGCAGUAAUCUAUCGUUCAAGGAGGUCCAGAGCUAAAUACAUGCCCCUGCCAUCCUUUGAGUCAGACUAAACACAGAAAUGCCCUUUUGAACUUCCCUGAUUAUAAGAAAGAUGAUCAGAUACUGUGUAAUGUUUACUAUAGUCCAUGUGUUUAGGGUAUUGGUGGUUUGAAUCAUUGUCUCACUGUCUAACAGUGUGUCUUUGCUUUUACAUGGGUGAAAGACUCAUUCAUUAUUGAGGUUUGAUACAAUCAAUGUGGAAUAUAGUUUUUCGUGGGCAGUUUUUCACACCCCAGCGGACAGUCAGAACAUCUGUGAAAGAAAGGAGGCAUAGUUUUUUUUUAUGAAGGAGUCCACAAAUGAAUCUCUGUGGACAUGAAGUAUCUGCAGUUCAAUCAAAGUUAUACACUUUUCUUCAAUUACUUUAAAUCCAGGACAUGGGACACCGAUGUGACAUAUUAUCAAGGUUAAUAGGGGGACAAAGUAAAGCAACAAGAAGGUAACAAUGAUUAAAAAGCACACCUUUAUAUACCUUCCAAGUGCAUGAUAAUAAUGGUUAUAAGAAAAA